This is a messenger RNA of Hibiscus syriacus, 540 nucleotides long. Its product is annotated as cyclin-dependent protein kinase inhibitor SMR1-like. Gene Ontology annotation, biological process: regulation of DNA endoreduplication. The transcript has a single exon. Lineage: Eukaryota; Viridiplantae; Streptophyta; Magnoliopsida; Malvales; Malvaceae. The record is from RefSeq and is a predicted model, not a curated record. Bases 99 to 437 code for a protein of 112 amino acids.
UCUCUAAUCCCUCAACCUUUCUCUUACCUUCCUUUACACGUCUUAUUCUUCUUCUUCCUCUCUCUUUCUGUUUUUUUUCCUGUUUAUUUUCAACAAUUAUGUCUACAGAUCUUGGAUUACUCCAAGAUUUGGCUAAAGCAAAUUUACCCAAACUCAACAUUCAAUCUUCCGAUCAAAGUGGACUCGAAAUUCAGCAAGAAAACAAUAGCAACAGCACCACCGGCGAGUGUUCAACGCCGACAUCGGAAGAAAACAAGAUUCCGGCGGUUUUGUCAUGUCCGGAAGCACCAAGGAAACAUAGGAAAACACAUGUUUCGUGUAAACGGAAGCUGUCUGAAUUCCAGUUCUUCGAGAUCCUUAACAGAGACGAAGUCGAUGCGUUUUUGGAAGCUGGUUUCCAUGAUCUCGUCUCUAAAAGAAGGUGCCCACGUACAUGAAUUUAUUUUAUAUAUUUUUGGGUUUUUUUACAUGUAUUUUUUAAUUUCUUUUUUGUAUGUAUUAAAUUGAAAUUACACGCGAAUCUACCGCUUGAUUAAAAAA